AUGAGCACUAAAAUAUCAAAUUCUUCCCUCAUCGGGCUUUUAGUCCAGUUGCAAAUAUGUUUUGCCGAGUGCGGAAGCAGCCCGACGACUGGAGGCUGUUUAGCACCGACCGCGUCGCCCACUUACAGCUCCUUCACAUACGAGCAGGAGAGUGCCGAUCGCUACGCUAUCCCUCUGACAUCACCCCUGUCACUACCAACCUUUGCACCAGCAUUUGAUGCAGUCUCGACCUUGUUGCCGACAUCUGUCGUUUACACAACGUAUAGUCUGAAUCGCUCCGCCACCGCCGUCGACGAUGGCCUGUAUGGGCAGAGUGCCUACGCCGCCCUAUGGGUCAGUCUCACAUAUUCGCAAGAGCCCCCUUUCACCACAACGGCUUCACCAACCCCGGUUGCCACAAGCGAGCUCCUCUUUCCCCCGCCACUGCCGGCGCGUCCCCUUAAUGAAGACAAGUCCCUAAGGUUUCCCUGCGACUUCAUCUGGGGGGCUGCCGCUAGUGCUUGGCAGAUUGAAGGUGGCUUGCAAGCCGAAGGCAGAGGCCCUGCAGUCUUUGAUGCGAUUGGGUCCGUGGGCACCGUGGGCAUGAACGAUUCCAACGUAGCUGAUAUGAGCUACUUCCUGUACAAGCAGGAUAUAGCGAGGCUCGCUGCUUUGGGGAUACCUAAUUACUCAUUCUCGAUCUCAUGGUCCCGUGUGGUGCCUUUUGGAACCGCCGGUUCUCCAGUCAACACUCAAGCUCUGGAGCACUACGAGGACGUCAUCAAGACCUGCUACGAGUACGGUGUCACUCCCAUCGCGACACUUAUGCAUAUUGAUAGCCCAUUCGGGAUUUUCGACGAUAUGGAUGCUUUCCCAGAGCACUUCCUCCAUUAUGCCAAAGAAGUCAUGACUCGGUUCGCAGAUAGAAUACCUAUCUGGUUCACUAUUAAUGAACCUAACAUUGCGGUUCCGUAUGUCUCAAGAAACUAUAACAUCUUUACGGCUCAGUUGAAGGCACACGCUGAGGUCUACCAUUGGUACAAAGAAGUGCUGAACGGAACGGGACGGAUUGCCACGAAGUUUGCGAACAACCUUGCAGUCCCGCUGGAUCCGACCAACCAAUCGCAUAUUGAUGCAUCGAUCAGGUAUCAGGAGUUUACUCUUGGAAUCAUGGCUAACCCGUUGUUCCUCGGACAGCAAAUACCAAAAGCUGCACUGCAAACCCCGGGGCUUAAUCUGACUGCAUUGACCGAUGAAGAAAUCAAGUUCAUCAAUGGUUCCGCAGAUUUUUGGGCUUUCGACCCUUACGUGGCACAAUUCGCUUAUCCGCCCGAAGAAGGGUACGGUGCAUGUAUAUCCAACUCUUCCAAUCCGCUUUGGCCCGUCUGCGUUGGCACUGGAAACACGCAGUCCAAUGGCUGGCUCAUGGGGGCUAUAUCAGACACGUAUUCCAUGAUUGCCCCACAGUACGUCCGCCAGCAGCUUGGCUACGUUUGGAACGUCUACAAGCCCUCGGGGAUCAUGGUAACAGAAUUCGGGUUCCCCCAGAUCGCCGACUCGGAGCAGGAACUUCGCGUCCAGCAGUUCGACUUUGAGCGCUCAAUGUACUACCAGAACUUCCUGACGGAGACGCUACACGCAGUACACUCGGAUGGCGUCAAUGUCAUCGGUGCGCUCGCCUGGAGCUGGAUCGACAAUAAUGAGUUCGGCAAUUUUGGCCACCAGUAUGGCAUGCAAACAGUCAAUCGGACGGACGGGUUGUUUACGCGCCAUUACAAGAGAAGUAUUUUCGACUAUGUUGAUUUCUUCCACAAUUAUAUAGCAUCUUAA
This is a messenger RNA of Neoarthrinium moseri, 1809 nucleotides long. RefSeq lists its product as uncharacterized. Lineage: Eukaryota; Fungi; Ascomycota; Sordariomycetes; Amphisphaeriales; Apiosporaceae. Gene Ontology annotation, biological process: carbohydrate metabolic process. The transcript has 2 exons. The record is from RefSeq and is a predicted model, not a curated record. Gene Ontology annotation, molecular function: beta-glucosidase activity. The coding region runs from base 1 to 1809 and encodes 602 amino acids.